AUGUUGUGGAGGAUGAUGCAAGUCAUCAUAAUGCUCCGCAGCACCUCCUCAUCAAGCAUCCGAGCAGCACCCCUAAUAAUACCCCCAACGAGCUUGCAAGAUACCGAAACAUCUUUCCAUGUCUUUCCUGUAACCUUCUUGAAAGGUAGCAAAGCUUUUUUCCUUCUCGGAUUGGGGAUUCAGAAUUGUUUUCAUGAAUGUCGUCCAUCUAGGAUAAAUUUCAUCGGCAAGGUAGUACACACUAGAGUAUACGGUAUUGUUGAUUUGGUACGUAAUUUGGGGGGAAUGACCUCGCAAUACAUCCUCGAACACCGGGGAUUGACCAAGGACAUUGAGGUCAUUCUAAGAUUCGGCAACUCUGAAGAAUGCAUGCCAAACCCAACAAUCAAAUGA
Prunus armeniaca (apricot) is the source of this 393-nucleotide messenger RNA. The record is from the annotation of a GenBank genome assembly. Lineage: Eukaryota; Viridiplantae; Streptophyta; Magnoliopsida; Rosales; Rosaceae.